CAUACACAUUCAGUUGUGCAAUGUUGUCACGCUAAAGCAUUUUCUGUUGGAGGAACGCCCGUUAAAAUAUCCUCCAAAUCCAAAUUUUCAAAAUGGAUUUGCAUAGCUACUAUGAUUGAUUUAAUAGAGUACACAAAAUUCAAAAGUUUCUCCACGACGACAUCGCAACAAUAUGACCCAAAAUACGACCAAUCUAAUCUACUGUGAUAAAAGCUUUGAUGACUUCCAUACAAGCUACAAACAUGUGCACGGAUAUUUCUCACUGGUCGUGUGUAUCCUUGGCACAUUGGCCAACUCGCUCAAUAUAAUCGUGUUGUCACGCCGCGAAAUGCGUACCCCCACCAAUACCAUACUCACUGGUCUGGCUGUGGCUGAUUUGGCUGUGAUGCUGGAAUAUAUGCCUUACGCUCUGCACGACUACAUCCUAGCGGAGCGUUGGUCUCGUGAGCAACAACUGAACUACUCUUGGGCUUGUUAUAUUAAAUUCCAUGCCAUCUACGCCCAAGUCCUGCAUACCAUCUCAAUUUGGCUGACGGUGAUGUUGGCCGUGUGGCGCUACAUAGCGGUGACAUAUCCACAAGUGUCCCGCGAAUGGUGUGGUAUGCGCAACACUGUGACGUCGAUAAUAUUGGCUUACAUCAUAUGCGGGGUUGUGGUGACCCCCUGGCUCUAUCUAGUCAGCUCCAUAGCCCAAUUCGAGGAAGUGGUAACCAUAGAGAACCGCGUACUCUAUUCAAGGCCAUUAAGCGAAUACAUUUUAAAGUACCAGGCCAAACAUGAUUAUGCGAAUUUUUCCAAACUCAGCAGAUUAAAUGAUACAACAACAGCCACCAGCAACAAUAUGGAGGCCAACAUGACCUCAUUUACGCCGCUGCCGCAGCUAAACAUCACCGUUUAUAGACUGUACCACAGCGACUUGGCCCUGCAGAACAGCUCUUUGCGUCUGGGUACUCUGCUCGUAUAUUCCGUUCUGAUUAAGUUGAUACCGUGCAUUGCCCUGACGGUGCUAUCGCUGCGCUUGAUAACUGCCUUACUGGAGGUUAAGCGACGUCGUCAAAUGCUCCACAAUCAACUAUUGAAGGCAGAGGAGAAAUCAUCCCAAUCGAACGGAAGUCAUAGCAUGAUCCCCAUUGGCAGUACUGAAGUGGGUGCCAUGGGAAUUGGGUCUGCUGCUGGUGGCGGCCCACCAACCCCGGCGGAUGUCAAUCAUCCCAUGGCCAUGAACCCAUCGCUUAUGAUACGGAAAAAAAUUGAUAAGGCGAAGCAAACAGAUCGAACAACGCAAAUGCUCUUGGCAGUCCUAAUGUUGUUCCUUAUCACGGAACUGCCGCAAGGCAUAAUGGGUUUGCUGAAUACGAUAUUGGGCGAAGCCUUCUUCAUGCAGUGCUAUCUGAAGCUAAGCCUUGGUUGUGGCGUAUUAAAACUCUGGUUAAUAUAAUUAAAAUCACGAGCAACCAUUUCUUUUGGCAGCAAAUGAACAUCCAAAGCAGCAGAUAAAUAUACUUUUCCACAUUCUAUGCUGAAAUAAAACCUACAAGUGACCUCAUGGACAUAUUGGCCCUCCUCAAUUCGAGCAUUAAUUUCAUUCUUUAUUGCUCGAUGAGCCGACAAUUUCGACAGACA
Molecule: messenger RNA, 1623 nt
Organism: Stomoxys calcitrans (stable fly)
Lineage: Eukaryota; Metazoa; Arthropoda; Insecta; Diptera; Muscidae
Product: G-protein coupled receptor dmsr-1-like
Exons: 7
Coding region: 173-1438 (421 amino acids)
Biological process (GO): G protein-coupled receptor signaling pathway
Cellular component (GO): membrane
Molecular function (GO): G protein-coupled peptide receptor activity
Source: RefSeq, a predicted model, not a curated record